Messenger RNA from Styela clava, 3890 nucleotides. The record is from RefSeq and is a predicted model, not a curated record. NCBI's taxonomy places the organism in Eukaryota, Metazoa, Chordata, Ascidiacea, Stolidobranchia, Styelidae.
AGCGUUUUCCUUAUCGAUGAUGUUUACCACUAACUGUCUGAUUAUUAUUCGCAGACUGUUUUACCCGUUUCGUUGAGCAGCUGCAAGUGUAAUAGCAGCUAGUUCCUUGUUAAGUUAGCUGUAUACAGAAGUUUUAUACCACAAAGCUUUACUUGUGGAUUUUUUUAUUUGAAUAAGAAGCUAGUCAGGAAUUCGGGAUCGAAAGUGCUAGUCCCUAUAGUCUUUUGGAUCAGUUAGUCUGGUGGUGAAUUACUCUGUUUUUAAGAGUAUGCAUUUUUAGUUGGGUUGUAUUUAUUGUUAAUAAAAAAAGAUAAUAUUUCAAAUGGAUAAUUCUAAACAAAAAUACACAUUCACUAACGAGAUGCAAGAAAAACAUCCAUGUUUUAGAAAAGGCUGGAAUGAUUAUGAGGCAGAAUGCUUGGUUUGCAAAUCAGGAACCUAUAUAUCUGUCGUGCACAAUGGUAAAGGUGAUUUAAACACACAUCUGCAGUCGGAAAAACAUCGCAAAGCAGUAAGAAGGGCUGUUGCAUCAACGAAAAUGAAAAUUAUUUUGUUACAGCAGGAAGCAAAUGCGAAGAUGAAAUCACUGCCGCAGAAGUCACUCUUGCAUUCCAUGCUGUUAGGCAUCAUCAUAGUACUUGCGUAAUAUUAUAUUGAUGCUGUUCUGAAAAGUUUUGAAGAAAACGAUUUCGCGUAUUUUGGCGUUGCAACAGAUGGCAGCAAUCACAAUGAACUGAAAUUAUUUACUACAAUUAUUCAAUAUUUUGACUGGAGGAAAGGUGGUUUGCAAGCAAAAUGGAUUAAGUUUACAAUCAAGACUGCCGACACAAUUGCCACUUAUGUAAAAGACACCUUAGCAAAAAUGUGUGGCAUUUACAGGAGACAACUGUAAAUGCCGUAUUGAAGAGAAUUAGAUCUUCAGAAAAAUAUGCAUGAUCAGAAAAGUAAAUUCGGCACAACCUAAUUCUCAUUAAUAUUUUCCACUCUGAAGUUGAGAUUUAUUUAGAGCUAUAUUUAGAGAGUGCUUACCCGCCUGGUGUGAGAUUCUGCUUGUGACUGAAGACAAUACUCUUCAUUUCGGUAGCUGGCGCUUUAGAAUGAGUAUCGUCCAAGUAUCAACGUUAGCACGAGUAUCGUACAGCGUUUGCAGCCUUAGCAUUUCGGUAGCGCAUAUAUAUGGUCUCGUGAAAAUACGGAGCUCACGAAGUAUGUGCACCAAGAUGGCGCACAACCUUAACAUAGUAUGUGUACCAGGUUAGGGUUCAGGUUGUGCGCCAUCUUGGUUCACAUACUUCGGGAGCGCCGAAAAUACUCAUGCACUAUCCGGAAUUUUGCUUUUUCAAAUAUGGUAACCCUGGGCUAAAUACAACAGUGAAGUUCGACACUAAUUUGCAAUCUUGAUACCGGUAUGCAUAAGCUAAAACAACUGCUAAACUUUGCGAAAUUUAUUGCUAUUCCCCGUCAAGGAAUGUGAUAAUCCACAAAGUUUGUCGUGAAGUGGCACCUGAUAGUGAUUUGGAAAAGGAAAAUCAUGGGAGGGAAUAAGAAUCUGACUAUUUAGAACGCCAUUUAAAUCAUGAAAAGCACAUUGACGCACUAGAUGCAUUAACUCAGAAGCGAAACGUGGAAGCAAGAGGAGGUUGUUCGAACUUUUUCACCGCAAUACCGACCGCUGAGGAAAAUUAAGUUUUGAAAACCCCAUCAAAUGAAAUUAAGCCUCACAUAGAUAGUGUUCCACCACGUGUUAAGCUGAAUUGAUCAAUAUUUUCCCGCAAAUUAAUAAAUAGUCGCAUGUCAACACACACUAAAUUGCCACAUUCAUGGUGAAUCAAAAAUUACGGCUUCGAAUUUUUGAUAAGCAUAGACUUUGUCGCCAGGGAAGAAAUCAUGCGGAGCAUAAGACAAGCAAAAUUUCAUACUCUGAUUUUGAUGAAAGCAAUGCUAUUUCAACAACGAAAAUGUCAAGAUUGUACAUCAAGUAUUGUACUUUGGAUGAUUGUCGCUUGAUUCAGCAAUAAACACAACAAACACGGACAAAAUGUAUAAACCUUGGAAAGGCACGAAAAAAAAGAGAAGCUAUUUGAGUAAAACGUGUGCUUUGCCCGCAUUCCGAUAAUACAUAAUAAGCUACUAUUACUACAUUUCACAAUGUUUGCAAAUAAUUUAGGAUUCUGCUCAGCCUUAGAAUAGUCUUGCUCAGUAAAAACAAUAUUUGCGCAGUGUGAAAUUUUCCUAGAGGGAACACUGGUUACAACGAUUAAAAAAACACUUGGUACUAGCCACUAGCGCCACUAGCCACUGACUAGCAGAAAUUCCAUCCAGAAUAGUUUACUCCAUUGCAUACAGUUUCCACGCGCAAAUAGAUUUCACCUUGUAAUGCAUGGAAAAUCAAGAGGGCCGAUAAAAAUGUAAUCGUACACAGAAGGACAUGGCCGAGCUUUAAAUACAAUGAAUCAGGCUUUAAAAUAGUGUUUCAACACGGCCAACCAAACGAAAAUGCAUUCUUCAGGUAUUCUCCCCAAUACGAAAUUGGGAAGAUUAGCAUCGGUAGCCUACCGUACAUCCCUACACAUUUAAAACAUGGUACGGUAUCCAUCAAAAACCUCCAACAAAGGCAGUGAGAACUUGCAUAAAUAAGAUUUUAAUGCGACAGAACAAUAGUGUAGAUUAGCUCAUGGGCUAGACAACAGAUAUUUUUAAAUUAAGUAUGAUAGGUGCCAAUGUUAAAGGAAAUGUACAUGCUGGUGUAUUGCAACAUGAAAUAGACUCUGUUGUUAGUCAGCUCAAUGCUUUGUUAUCAGCAUCCAUCUCCUUGUUUUAUUCUCCAUGUUCGAAAUAUCCUUUGCGAUAUCAUGACAAUGGUAGCAAUGUGAAUGCAAUACAAGGUUCAGUUGUAUUCCACGAAGAUACAUUGUGUUCCAUGGAAAUGUUGGUGAAAUCGACAAAAACAGCUAGUGCAGUUAAAUCAACCUUCAGGGAUGAUAAACAAUGGAAAUUACAGCAGAUCCAAGAUGCUAUCAAUCAUUUGAAACUGGCUACAAGUGCUCUAAAUGUUUUUCCAAAAUCUUCUAGAAAUGGUCAGAAUCAAUAUAGCAAAGGAUAUAUUAUUGAUGUACUCGAUAAAAUUAAUAGAAGUAUAAAUAUGUGCCGAAUGAGAUUAUUUUCACCAUGCAAACUAUCACUUGAAGCUCUAGUAUCUAGUGGUAUUGUGAAAAUGUUCACUCCUCCAUUACCUGGUGAUACGAUUGUAAACUUUUUCAUUUUGGAGGAUUCUCUAGUUGUGACCCACUACACUGUGCAACAAUCCCACACAACUAUAUCAAAGAAUUCUCAACACAAUAAUCCUGCCUCACUCUUUCAUCCUGUUGGUGCAAUAUUGGAACAUGGUGGUACACUCUAUGAAGUUGCUACAGCUCAUAAAGCAGAUUGUCCAAUACCAUGGCUGAAAAAAAUUCUUGUUGCUACAGACAUUUGCCUGCAACUGACAAAUGAAUUAAGGGAAAAACUUGUGCACACAAAAUAGUUUCAACCAUGGAUUCUCAGAUGUCAUAUAAUGCUACUAGCUCCAUUCGUCAGAGUUUGUCUACGGUGCCUUCACUUCAUUGUGCCAUUUACGUACAGUAUUUAUGUUUUAAAAUGAAGCAAAUUUUGUAUUAUUUUGUCGAUUAGCAUUGGUUUCAAAUAAAGAAGCAUGUCAUCCAAUUGAUCACAUGAAUCAAUGAUGACUAUUAAUUGUACUAGUAUUUUUACCACUUUCUUCUUGCUAGUGUUUAUUUGGUAUUAAAAAAAUAUGAUUUAUUCAUGACUAAUGUUUACUCACAUCAUUGCUCAUUGUAUGUGCAAAAUUGUGCAAUUUUCAUUGUAAAAUAUAUUUUAUGUUUUGCUUGAUA